AUGAGCGUCGAGAAAAGAGGUCGCCCAUUUACGGCAAAAUUUCCGCAGAGUCCCGAAAAUGGUGAUGAAGUGCUGAUACGUGGAAAGUUGUGCGACGAUGCAAGGAACUUUUCCGUGAAUUUCUGCCUGCCACGGCCACCGCAAGUCAUGCCGCACCAGACGCCCUCGUACAUUGCGUACCAUUUUAAAACGAUUUACGAUGAGAACGGCGAAAGCCGCGUGGUGCAGAACUGGAAGAACGUGCAGUGGCAGCAGGAGGAAGUCUUCGAUAAUCACUGGCACGAGGAUCGAAGCAAAACGUUUCGCAUGAUAUUCCGACUGCACGAGGACACUAUCAAGAUGUUCCGAGACAGUGUGGACCAUCCGCCGGACUACGAAUUUACGGUGCAGCUGCCGCUCAAUCAGAUAGAAUCGAUCGAGCUGUGGGAUGGUGUGGAGAGCGUUGAAGAGAUUUCAUUCCGGUACGAUAACAGAAACGGUAAGUCAUGCGCGUUCGAACGGACGCCGUUAAACAUUUACAUUCGGCUCUGA
Molecule: messenger RNA, 531 nt
Organism: Anopheles marshallii
Lineage: Eukaryota; Metazoa; Arthropoda; Insecta; Diptera; Culicidae
Exons: 2
Coding region: 1-531 (176 amino acids)
Molecular function (GO): carbohydrate binding
Source: RefSeq, a predicted model, not a curated record